This is a messenger RNA of Malania oleifera, 1055 nucleotides long. RefSeq lists its product as uncharacterized. Lineage: Eukaryota; Viridiplantae; Streptophyta; Magnoliopsida; Santalales; Ximeniaceae. Bases 165 to 761 code for a protein of 198 amino acids. The transcript has 5 exons. The record is from RefSeq and is a predicted model, not a curated record.
CCCACGGUCAGGAUAGAAGUGUCUUGCUGACCGAACCGCACGGUGCGCACCCCGUAGGGCUGUAGUCACCGCGGGAACAGUAUUGAUGCGAAUUGUAGGCUACAAAGCCUAAUACGAGCGAGCGAGCGAGAGGGAGGGGGAGAGAGAGAGAGAGGGGACCAGCUAUGGCGGAGGAGGAGGAGGUGGGAGGUGAGGGGGCACACAAGAACCUGAACGAAACCCAACGAAGAGGCUCAAAGGGCAAAUCAUGCAAGGGAUGCCUCUACUACUCAUCCGUUCUCAAAUCCAAUUCUCGUAACCCUCUUUGCGUUGGCAUCAGUCGAUCCCUUCCUCAAGUACCUAGGUAUGUUGUUGGAGAAUCGGAAAUAGAAGCUUCCAAAGAGGGUCGGAGUCUUACAGAUUUCAAGUAUGCAUGUGUCGGUUACUCAGUGUACAAGGAUGGAAAAGAUCCAUCAGCAAAUAUGCAAGAGACACAAGCAGAAUUGCCAGUCUGUGUUGGCAUUGAGCUUUUAGUUGACAAAAGAGUUGCUAGUGCAGACCAUGCUUCUGCUCAUGUCCAUAACAGAGAAGAUGGUCAUGGAUAUCCUCAGACGAGAACACAUAAACCAGUACAUUCGGGAGGGAAUGAGUUCCUGACCAGGUUUACAAGGAAUGCAAACCUGGUUGCGUCAGGGGUGGCCCGGAACAUGCGUAGAGUUGGCAACUACAUAAAAGAAAAUGUUGACGACAUUCUUUAUCCAUACCGAAGGCGACCAAAGUAAGACUGCAGAUACUGAUGUAAUUUUUUUUUGCCCUUUCCAAUUUUCUUGCCUUUCUUAAAAGGAGGCAGUGGGAACUAGCUUCCUAUCCACCUUCCAAUGCUCUUUCGUUUAUUCUUCUAUUAAGCCCCUCUUUUUUUAUUUGAGCAAUAAGUAUAGGUCUAUUAAAGAAGUUUUUGGGGUUUUAUGUCUUUUAUUCAGUUAUGUGCAUUAUUUGCUGGUCGACAUCUGUUGUAUUUAUACUCUUCUGUUAUCAUUCUAAAUUGAAUGCAUGUUUUUCCCCUUUUUGGGGUGAAA